AUGCAUAUACGGGUCUUACGUGCAUUACGAAAGAAUUGGGGAUGGGCAUAUGUGGGUUUUACAUGCAUUAUGGAAAAAUUGGGGGUACGCAUGGUGGGUUUUACGUGCAUUAUGGAAAGAUUGGGGGUACGCAUGGUGGGUUUUACGUGCAUUAUGGAAGGAUUGAGGGUACGCAUGUGUGGAUUUUACGUGCAUUUACGUGCAAGAAUUACAUAUAUGGAUGGGUUUUACAUGUAA
Messenger RNA from Brugia pahangi, 237 nucleotides. The record is from the annotation of a GenBank genome assembly. Lineage: Eukaryota; Metazoa; Nematoda; Chromadorea; Rhabditida; Onchocercidae.